Zingiber officinale is the source of this 1949-nucleotide messenger RNA. Its product is annotated as ankyrin repeat-containing protein At2g01680-like. The transcript is spliced from 3 exons. The record is from RefSeq and is a predicted model, not a curated record. Gene Ontology annotation, molecular function: protein phosphatase regulator activity; protein phosphatase 1 binding. The coding region runs from base 143 to 1708 and encodes 521 amino acids. Gene Ontology annotation, cellular component: plasma membrane. NCBI's taxonomy places the organism in Eukaryota, Viridiplantae, Streptophyta, Magnoliopsida, Zingiberales, Zingiberaceae.
CAUGAAUAAUAAAUGCGAGAUAAAUUAAAGAUUCCUGACACCACUACUCUACUGUUCUUCUCCCUGUCGUGCCCGCGACAGCCACCGCUCUUGGCUUUUAAUUCGAUCGAACGUUUGGGAGCGUGGACUUCGAUCGGUCGCCAUGGAUCUGCGGUUACGCCCGCUGCUGCAGCCCUUCUUCGAGUCCGUCCGGGCGGGGGACGUCGACGCCGUCCGGCGCGCCGUCGAGGGCCUCGAUGACGCCUCCGCGGGCGCCGCCCUAGCGACCGCGCAGACGGAAGCCGGUGAGACUGCGCUGUACGUUUCAUCGGAGGGAAACUCCGUGGAGCUCUUCCGAUACCUGCUCCGCUUCUAUGACUUCGAUGCCGCCGUCAUCCGCUCUCGCGUCGAUCUCGACGCUUUCCAUGUCGCCGCCAAGCUCGGGCACACGGGAAUUGUUAAAGAACUGCUGAGCAACUGGCCUGAUGUCUGCAAACAAUGUGAUUCAUCCAAUACUACUGCCCUUUAUUCAGCUGCAGUCAUGGAUCAUUUGGAGGUGGUGAAUUCCAUACUAGAUGUGGAUGAGAACUCAGUUAGAAUUGUGAGGAAGAAUGGGAAAACGGCACUGCACACUGCUGCUAGAGUUGGUUAUCAUCAAAUUGUGAGAGCACUUCUUCUGAGAGAUCCAGGAGUAGUUUCUAUAAAGGAUAAAAAGGGACAGACUGCAUUACAUAUGGCUGUAAAAGGUCGCAGUCUAGAUGUUGUCGAGGAGCUACUGCAAGCUGAUAUUUCUAUUCUCAACAUGUGUGACAAGAAGGGGAACACCGCUUUGCAUAUAACCACCAGGAAAUGGCGCCCACAGAUGGUUAGACUUCUUUUGUGCUAUGAGGCUAUCGAGGUGAAUGCAAUCAAUGGUCAGAAUGAAACUGCAAUGGACUUGGCUGAAAAGAUCCCUUAUGGUGAAUCUCAGAUGGAUAUUAUGGAAAGCCUUUCAGAAGCUGGUGCCAAGCAUGCAAGGAAUGUUGGCAAGAUUGAUGAUCAGCUGCGAAGAACAGUCAGUGAUAUAAAGCAUGAUGUCCAUACCCAAUUCCUCCAGAAUGCUAAAACAAAUAGGCGCGUGACAGGCAUCGCACAGGAGCUUAGGAAAUUACAUCACGAAGCUGUUCAGAAUACCAUCAAUUCGGUGACAAUGGUAGCGGUUCUAAUCGGAUCCAUUGCAUUCAUGGCCAUAUUCAAUUUGCCUGGUCAGUAUUUCCAAGAUGGAAGUGAAGUGGGCAAGGCUCAUAUAGCCAACGAUAUGGGCUUUCGUUUGUUUUGCCUCUUAAAUGCUGCCGCACUGUUCAUUUCGCUUGCUGUUGUCGUGGUUCAGAUCACUUUGGUUGCAUGGGAAACAGGUGCUCAGAAGCAGGUUGUUUCCGUCGUAAACAAGCUCAUGUGGACUGCCUGUCUCAGCACUUGUGCAGCAUUCCUCUCUCUAGCUUAUGUGGUCGUGGGGAAGCAAGCCAUCUGGAUGGCAACCACGAUAACAGCAAUUGGAGGUCCUAUCAUGGCAGGCACGCUGUUGACGAUGAGUUAUUUUGUACUGCGACAGCGUUUUCGAUUCGGCGAAGACUCUCAAAGGCGUAUUAGGAGGCCCAGCGGCAGCAAAUCCUUCUCCUGGUCCCUUCCUUCUGGUUUUUCUGAUCCAGAUGCCUUCUCCGAUCAUGAGAAGAAGAUAUAUGCUCUUUAGCUCUGACUUCGAUGUGUGAGGAUAUAGCAUCUACUAAGUCCUGCUUGUAUAUAUAUCCAUCAUGAGUUGUGCUUUCAGCUUUCCUGUCGAGUUUUGAUAUGUAGUGCAAGCCAUUGUUAUCGGUUAAGAAAUAAUGAGCUUCCUGAUGUACAGCUUAAUCUUGCAUGUAAAACAAUGGUGUUUUAGAUUGCUGUAAAAUCACUAGUGUUGAUGUAAUCAUGCUUCAGUGGCUUAACUUUUA